ACAGCACAUUAGCAUCCUCUCCAGUGUGUCCGGCCCCUGUUACCAUUCCACACCAAGCUUUGGUACCGGGGGGAUUGCCUUUUUAGGAGACACCUGAUCACUCACCACCGCCCAGCUCAAUGAAGCUGAGGCUGAUAACACGAUGCUUUCGUGUUUGCCCGCCCUUAAGAGUUUGUCUGCUAGAAACUAAUGAGAAACUACAAGAGAGCUGCGAGGAUGGGGAAGGCAGUAGAGCUCUGAUGUGUCACGAACAAAGGAAAAUGGGAGUUUUGACAAAAACCUCGAGAGCUGGAGAAGCUUUUUGAACUUCUUUAGGAUGUUUUGGGGGAAGAAAGUUUGAUCUGUUUCUUGUUUUUUGAGGUAGUAAAGUACACCUAAAAGGACCCAGAUCAAAAAGCAGCAUGGAGAAAUUCAAGGCAGCCAUGGUUUUAAGUGCUGCAGGAGAUGCCUUGGGCUACAGAAAGGGCCGUUGGGAAAGGUGCACCUCGGGAAAGAUAAUCCAAGAGGAACUGGCCUCUCUGGGGGGACUGGCGGCCCUAAAACUGGAUCCUGAUAACUGGCCCCUAAGUGAUGCUGCGCUGAUGCACAUGACCACAGCAGAAGCACUUGUAACAGAUUACUGGUGUCUGGAGGACCUGUACAGAGAGCUGGUGCGUCUCUACGUUGAAGCCGUGGUGUCUCUCCAGGGCCGAGUCCCUGAUCCCGCCACAGUGGAGAACUGUGCUCAUCUCAAACCUUACAACUUUCUGCUUGCCUGGCACACACCUUUCAAUGAAAAAGGGUCUGGGUUCGGUGCAGCUUCCAAGGCCAUGUGUGUGGGCAUGAGAUACUGGCAACCAGAGAGAUUAGAUAGCUUGGUGGAGGUCAGCAUUGAAGCUGGAAGAAUGACUCACAACCACCCUACAGGCUUUCUAGGUUCCCUGACAACGGCACUAUUUGCAUCCUACGCCAUCCAGGGAAAACCUCUUGUGACAUGGGGUCGUGAGCUCUUGAAGGUCAUCACACGAGCUGCGGAGUACUGCAGGAAAACCAUACGGCACAUGGCAGAGUAUCAGGAAAACUGGUUCUACUUUGAGGCCAAGUGGCAGUUUUACCUUGAAGAGCGAGAGAUUGAUAAGGAGGGACACAACAAAGCUUUGUUCCCUGAUCGCUAUGAUGCUGAGGAAACAGACAAAAUGUACAAGCGUUGGAGUUCAGAGGGCCGCGCAGGCCGGAGAGGCCACGAUGCCCCCAUGAUUGCCUAUGACGCUCUUCUGGCCGCAGGAAGUGACUGGGCUGAGCUGUGCAAACGAGCCAUGUUCCACGGAGGUGAGAGUGAAGCCACGGGCCUGAUUGCGGGAUGUCUUUAUGGCCUCCUGCACGGCCUGAGCCAGGUUCCCCCAGGUCUGCACCAGGAUGUGGACAAAAGAGAACGCCUGGAGGAGCUGGGAGAGGCGCUGUUCAAGGCAUCAUCUGCAGAGAAAUGCAUAGACAAACAAAACUCUCAGAAAACUGCUAACAUCCCGGAUGCCAGUAUGUUGAAGAAGUUGAUUAGAGAUCCAAAAUGCCGUCCGGUGCUCCGUGGGAUUCUCGAGAGUCUCCUGCAAUACCUGACACAGGAUCUGCCCAAGUGGAUCACCAGAAAUAGAAACUCGGAAAAGCCAGAUGUAGAUAAUAUAUCACAAAGAAACGCAAGAAACAAACAUCGUUCUGAACCAAGAAAUGAGUCUUCAGUGAAAAUGGCUCAAAUUCAGAGAAACUGUGAAAUUGUUCACCUGCCUGAACCGGAAAAAAUAACCAGAGGGAAAACUGCUGAGACAAGUUCAAACCUCUCGGAAAAGCGCUGGGUGGAGACGCAAAGAAACAAAGGAAAUCAUACAGCAGGAGACUUAAUACCCCGACGCCUUACCACAUUCCAGCUGCUCCAGUCCAAAUUCAUAAGAUCCACACCCAAACCUCCCAUCACCCAUCAGAGGGAGGUGGGAACUCUCCCCUGCAGUAGAGGAUUGCUGGGUAACAUGAACCGAGACAGCGAGGAUGGCACGCAGAAGAGGGAACGAGCCAAAAGACAACGGAAGAAAGAAGGCGGCGUGAAGGAUAUGGUGGCCAAGUUUGCCAUGGCUGAGCAAAAAGAGCAGAAAGUGCUGAAUAAACAGCCGGUCAAACCAAGACUCAUUGGAAGAGGGAUCCUCUUAUCUUCCAUUAUGGAGAAGUUCGAGACCAUGGCCACUGUGUGUCAGGGAAGUGAUUUAAAGAUUUCUCAUGAAAGGAGUUCUCAAGGAGUCAAAGUGGCAGUUAAUGUAAAAGACAAGGUAGCUUCUCUUGAAAGAGAACAGGAGGGCGUCCAAAGUGUCCACAAACCAAACACAGAGAAUCAAAUUCUUCUCGGGCCGGAGCCGAAAGAAGAUGAAAUUAGAAAUGUGCAGGAUGACAGGAAAGAUCGGGCACACUCACACUCGGGUGACAGAAAAGAUUUGACGGCAGAGCAAAUGGGAGAGAAGAGCUUAGAUGAUGAGGUUUGCUGCUCAUUAAAACAUGUGAAGGCUCAAGCUUAUGAUUUCAGCGUCCAACGGGAAGAAUGUGAUGAUGAAGAACAUUGUAGCAACAACAGACUAAAAUAUGCACAUGUAGAGCUGCUCUGUUCAGCUUCUGUGACAGAGUGGUCGUUCCCAGAACCUUACAGGCUCUUGCCUCAGGUAGAGUUUCCACUCAAGUGGCAUGUGGUGACAAUCAGGACCUGCUCUCCUGUGUGGUCCAUGUGUGUAGAUUCCUCUUUCGAGCAGUUAGAGCAGGAAAUCAGUCCAAAUAGUUCAGAAUGCCCAAAACAGGACAAGACAGCGAGGAUAACAACAGCUAGUCCUGGUGGAGAUGUGCAACAGUCUCUCAGUGAAUCAGCUGCAGGUGAAUCCUCCAUUGCUAUAACCAAAGGCAAUGCAAAACCCAGUAUGAAGGAAUUUUCUACACACGCACACAUCGACACCAAUCACAACAUAGAAGCAAAUCCCCGAAGACCUAUGGCAGUUCAAAGCAGGUUGCCCAGGUAUGUCAUCCCACGUGUUUACAGUUUUGGUUAUCAACAAGGUCCCGAUCAGAAUAAUCCCUCCUCUCAAUUAGCUCUGCCCCCACAAAUCAUAAAUCCUAUCGAUCCACUUCCACCAACGCAAUCUGAUAUGUCUUUGGCUGCUCUUAGCACUGCACUAAAGACGCUGGAGAACUUUCAAGACACUAACCCAAGCCUGCGUAAUGGCAUCAGCCUCCCUACACACAGAAGAGGAACAGCAGCAGAGGGUGAAUCACAAGAAAGAGACGGGGAGGUCGAAGAGGAAACAAAAGCAGCAAAACCAGUGGACAGUAAAGGCACAAGUACGAUGCAGAGCGUUCGACUUUUAGAAGAUGCUGCCAGUAAGGAAACGUUUGAAGACAGUCAGGUCUCUGCUGUAACUUUACCUCAACACAAGAGAGAGGAUGCAAAGCAGAGACCGAAGUACACGACAAUCAACUACGGGGAUCCAUCAGUCAAGCAAACAUAUAAACCCAAAGUUAUACGAUUUACUGACACCUUCACGUUCUAGACUGAUAAAUUCAUGUUUUCAGUUUGCCCUGACAAUACUGACUUACAAAUGAACCACCAGGUAACUAGUAUUAUUCAAUUAAUAUUAUAAACAGCAAAUUAGCUGCAAUCCACAGGCUCAUACAAACUAGGAAAAAGUCAAAGUCUAGUGCCGUUGGGUAUCUUCUGUCAUAUUUAUGGUAUAUUACAACAUACAAUAUCCCUCCCAAGAAUACUAACAUUUUUACUGAUAGACCAAAUGUGUGUCAUGGUUGAGUUGUUGCCAUUUAAAUCUGUGCGCAGACAAACAACACUGAUGUUACACUCAUUUGUCUUUAAACUGCUUUUCUUUCUGAAGCUGUGGUCUGACUGAAUUUACUGUAAAUGUGCUCAAUGAAAUGUUCAGGAACUGUACAGUACACACUGCUGUUUAAGUUUAACUGUAUUCUGUCUACAUAUUUUACAUGCAAUACCCCUUUAAUGCAAUAUCCCUUCUAUUUGUCCAUGAAUAAAAUGAAACAACACAGUAUUA
Messenger RNA from Maylandia zebra (zebra mbuna), 4061 nucleotides. It is a transcript of the gene adprhl1, whose product is annotated as ADP-ribosylhydrolase like 1. NCBI's taxonomy places the organism in Eukaryota, Metazoa, Chordata, Actinopteri, Cichliformes, Cichlidae. The record is from RefSeq and is a predicted model, not a curated record.